Messenger RNA from Nerophis ophidion (straightnose pipefish), 8533 nucleotides. RefSeq names its product glucagon receptor b (gene gcgrb). Gene Ontology annotation, cellular component: plasma membrane. Gene Ontology annotation, biological process: adenylate cyclase-activating G protein-coupled receptor signaling pathway; cell surface receptor signaling pathway. The coding region runs from base 393 to 1982 and encodes 529 amino acids. The record is from RefSeq and is a predicted model, not a curated record. NCBI's taxonomy places the organism in Eukaryota, Metazoa, Chordata, Actinopteri, Syngnathiformes, Syngnathidae. Gene Ontology annotation, molecular function: gastric inhibitory peptide receptor activity; glucagon receptor activity; peptide hormone binding. The transcript is spliced from 14 exons.
CUGGGAGCGCAGAGCCUCAAGGAGACAAUAACAUUGCGUCUCAUCCCAAAGGACUGACUUCUGGAAAAGUCAUUUGCAGACAUUUAGUCCCAACUAAGUGAAAAUAGGAGCAGAGUAGACGACAGGGACACACUUUUUUUUUGCUCUCUCUCAGUUUGAUCCUAUCUUUGCUUUAAUUUAUUCCACGGUGAUGCGUGUUAGUGGUCGUGCGUCUUGGACUGUGAUGGACCGUGCAGGGAGCAGAUGAGCAUCGAGAGGUGUGUGCUUCUUUGCAAGAGGGCAUCUGGACGCUUAGGCCUGACACUGACAUCGGGCCAGGGGCGCCUCAUGUGUGGGGCUUCCUCGCUUGUGUUCUGGUCCCCACUGUCCCCCAUCCUUCCAGUAUCAGUGGGAUGUCCCAGGUGUGUCUCAUCUUGGCCCUGCUCAUGCUCUGCAGCUCUACAAAGGUGUCUUCUACCACGUCCCUGGAGCUUCUGAAGGAGCGGUGGAGCAGCUACAGGAAUCAAUGUUUGGACUUCUUAAACUCCACACCCCCUGCUAUAGGGGUGGUGUGUAACAGGACCUUUGACCAGUAUGUCUGCUGGCCUGAUGGACUCCCUGGAACCACAGUCAACGUGUCCUGCCCCUGGUUUUUGCCUUGGCAUCAUAAAGUCCAACAGGGUUUGGUCUACAGAUUCUGCACUAAAGAUGGUAGAUGGGUACAAAAAAAUACCAGCGAGUGUGAGGACGACUCUGGCCAGCAGCAGUAUGGCCGCAUCCUCAGCCAGUUUCGGAUCAUGUACACUGUGGGGUACUCGCUCUCUCUGGGAGCUCUGCUACUGGCAUUGGGAAUCCUCAUCACUUUCAGGAAGCUGCACUGCAUGAGGAACAACAUCCACAUGAACUUGUUUGCCUCCUUCAUCCUGAGAGCCGUGUCCAUUCUGGUCAAAGACGCCCUGCUGAGCCUCACACUGGACCCCAGGAACAGCGGUGACUCUCGGGCUCAAACCUGGAUCAACAUACCGGCUGCCAUUUGGUGUCGGGGUGCCGUAGUGAUGAUGCAGUACACCGUGAUGGCCAACAACUAUUGGCUGCUGGUGGAGGGCAUCUACCUGCACAGCCUGCUCGUCAUCACUGUGUUUAGUGAGAAGAAGUACUUCUACAUUUACCUGGCCAUUGGCUGGGGUGCGCCCCUUAUCUUCGUUUCUCCAUGGAUCACAGUAAAGUACCUCUAUGAAAAUGAAGAGUGCUGGGAGAGAAAUAUUAACAUGGGAUACUGGUGGAUCAUUCGUUCGCCAAUACUGGUUGCUUACCUCAUCAAUUUUUUUAUUUUCAUUCGAAUCAUCAAAAUCCUGAUGUCUAAACUGAGAGCUCACCAGAUGAGAUACACGGACUACAAGUUCAGAUUAGCAAAGUCGACUCUCACUCUCAUCCCUCUGCUGGGGAUUCACGCCAUUCUCUUCACCUUUGUCAUUGACGAGUCCGUCCCGAAAGGUUCAAUGCUGCGCCUGAUCCGACUCUUCUGUGACCUCCUGUUCAACUCCUUUCAGGGCUUGCUGGUUGCCAUCUUGUACUGCUUUGUCAACAAAGAGGUGCAGUCAGAGAUGCUCAAAAAGUGGAAGAGGUGGAAGCUGGGUAAGGACAUCGACGAGGAGUACCGUCACACCCACAGCCAGACGCCGCACAUGAAAAGCGGCAGCAUUGCCACGGGCAAUAUACCCGAUCUCCAUGACAAUAACACCAGUGACCCCAGCGGCGGCUCACUGGGGACACUUCAACUCAACAAAGCUGACAAAGGCGCGUCCUGCUCCACGCCAGCGGAGGAGAACCGCAGACUGGUUGUCUCCUACAGCAACGGCAUGGGGGAAAUCCGGCCCUCAGGCGGCAAACCCGGGUUCCAUUUCUCCUUCUACUCAAAGCGAGGUGCCGCCAUCCACACCAACACCGCCACGGAAGAUCUGUGUCUGGAAGAGAAGGCGAAGGAAGGGGAGGAAACCGUCUGAUGUGUUGGGACCGAUGGUUUUACAAACCCCGUUUCCAUAUGAGUUGGGAAAUUGUGUUAGAUGUAAAUAUAAACGGAAUACAAUGAUUUGCAAAUCAUUUUCAACCCAUAUUCAGUUGAAUAUGCUACAAAGACAACAUAUUUGAUGUUCAAACUCAUAAACAUUUUUUAUUUGUGCAAAUAAUCAUUAACUUUAGAAUUUCAUGCCAGCAACACGUGACAAAGAAGUUGGGAAAGGUGGCAAUAAAUACUGAUAAAGUUGAGAAAUGCUCAUCAAACACUUAUUUGGAACAUCCCACAGGUGUCCAGGCUAAUUGGGAACAGGUGGGUGCCAUGAUUGGGUAUAAAUGCAGCUUCCAUGAAAUGCUAUGUAAUUCACAAACAAGGAUGGGGCGAGGGGUCACCAAUUUGUAAGCAAAAUGUCGAACAGUUUUAGAACAACAUUUCUCAUCGAGCUAUUGCAAGGAAUUUAGGGAUUUUACCAUCUUCGGUCCGUAAAAAUCAUCAAACGGUUCAGAGAAUCUGGAGAAAUCACUGCACGUAAGCGAUGAUAUAACGGACUUUUGAUCCCUCAGGCGGUACUACAUCAAAAACCGACAUCAGUGUGUAAAGGAUAUCACCACAUGGGCUCAGGAACACUUCAUAAAACUACUGUCAGUAACUACAGUUGGUUGCUACAUCUGUAAGUGCAAGUUAAAACUCUACAAUGCAAAGCGAAUGUCAUUUAUCAACAACACCCAGGAACGCCGCCGGCUUCGCUGGGCCCGAGCUCAUCUAAGAUGGACUGAUGCAAAGUGGUAAAGUGUUCUGUGGUCUGACAAGUCCACAUUUCAAAUUAUAUUUGGAAACUGUGGACGUGGUGUCCUCUGGAACAAAGAGGAAAAUAAGCAUCCGGAUUUUUAUAGAUGCAAAGUUCAAAAGCCAGCAUCUGUGAUGGUAUGGGGGUGUAUUAGUGCCCAAGGCAUGGGUAACUUACACAUCUGUGACGGUACCAUUAAUGCUGAAAGGUACAUACAGGUUUUGAAACAACAUAUUCUGCCAUCUAAGCGCCGUCUUUUUCAUGGACGCCCCUGCUUAUUUCAGCAAGACAAUGCCAAGCCACAUUAAGCACGUAUUACAAGAGCGUGGCUUCGUAAAAAAAGAAUGCGGGUACUUUCCUGGGCCGCCUGCAGUCCAAUAAUGUCUCCCAUCGAAAAUUUGUGGCGCAUUAUGAAGCGUAAAAUACGGCAGCGGAGACCCCGGACUGAAGCUCUACAUAAAACAAGAAUGGGAAAUAAAUCCACUUUCAAAGCUUCAACAAUUAGUUUCCUCAGUUCCCAAACGUUUGAGUGUUGUUAGAAGAAAAUGUGAUGUAACACAGUGGUGAACAUGCCCUUUCCCAACUACUUUGGCACGUGUUGCAGCCAUGAAAUACUAAGAUAAAUAUUAUUUGCAAAAAACAACAAAGUUUAUAAGUUUGAACAUCAAAUAUUUUGUCUUUGUAGUGCAUUCAAUUGAAUAUGGGUUGAAAAGGAUUUGCAAAUCAUUGUAUUCCGUUUAUAUUUACAUCUAACACAAUUUCCCAACUCAUAUGGAUACAGGGUUUGUACAACAGACAGGGACCAUUUCAAAGACUUAAGACAUCUAGAAUGAUCAAACAUGAGGAUUAAAUGAAAGUCAUAUACCGUAUUUCUAGGACCAAAGGGCAUACCGGAGUAUAAGGCGCAUUAAAGGGGUCAUAUGUUUUUUUUUUCUACCUUUAGAACACUUCCUUGUGGUCUACAUCAGUGUUUUUCAACCUUUUUUGAGCCAAGGCACUUUUUUUAUUUUUAUUUUAAAAAUACAGAGGCACACCACCAGCAGAAAUCAUUAACAAAUGAAACUCAGUAGACAGUAAAAAGUCGUUGUCGCAAUUGUUGGAUAUGACUUUAAAUCAUAACCAAGCAUGCAUCACUAUAGCUCUUGUCUCAAAGUAGGUGUACUGUCACCACCUGUCACAUCACGCCGGGACUUAUUUGGAGUUUUUUUGUUUGUGCUCCUGUGCAUAGUGUUUUGGUUCUUGUCUUGCGCUCCUAUUUUGGUGGCUUUUCCUUUUUUUGGUAUUUUGCUGCUGCGGUUCCAUGUCCUUCUUUGAGCGCUAUUCCCCACACCUGCUUUGUUUUAGCAAUCAAGACUAUUUAAGUUGUUGCUAUCUAUUUUUGUGUGGACAUUGUUGAUUGUCAUGUCAUGUACAUAUGUACUUUGUGGACGCCGUCUGCUGCUCCCACACGCUGUAAGUCUUUGCUGUCGUCCAGCAUUUUGUUUUUGUUUACUUUGUCGCCAUUUCCGUUUUAGUUUUGUUCUGCAUAGGCCACCCUCAAGCUUUAAUGCCUUUUCUUAGGGGCACCUUUUGUUUAUUUUUGGUUUAAGCAUUAGACACUUAUGUAUCUGCACGCUGCCUCCCGCUGUCGCCUGCAUAUUGUGAUCAUGACUAACCAUCGUCGUCUCACACGACGUGUUACCGACAUCUGAAAGCAAUUAGCAACCUGCUGCCACCUACUGAUAUGGAAUAGUAUUACAUGGUUACUCUGCCGAGCUCUAGAUACCGCCGACACUCAACAACGGCACAUUAUUUGCCGAUUAUAGUUACUGGCUUAUUUCCUUUAGGGUCGCGGGGGGCACUGCUGCCUAUCUCAGCUACAAUCGAGCGGAAGGCGGAGUACACUCUGGACAAGUCCCCAGCUCAUCGCAGGGCCUUGCAAAAAAUAUUUUUACCCCAAAUAGAUGAAACUACAUAAUCUCCCACGGCACAACAGACUCUAUCUCACGGCACACUAGUUGAAAAAUUAGAGGUUGAAAAACACUGGUCUACACAACAUGUAAUGGUGAUUCUUUGGUCAAAAUGUUACACAGAUUAUGUUUUACAGACCAUCUUCAAGCCGCUUUCUGACGGUUUUGUCGGCGGUUUUAUUUACGUGGCUCCACUCCCAACAGCGUCUUCUCCCCGUCAUCUUUGUUGGACCAUAGUUUCUAUUCCGUAAAUUAGAACUGUACGCUACUUUAAAUUAAAAAUGGUAGCAGCGACGGAUGCAUGCUUCACAACAAGAGGUGGAAAAGAAGGUGGAUCUUAUGGACUAUAUUGUCGGACUACAGUGGCGGACCCGCGCAAAGCACUUUGGGUAAACCUUUACCAUUUAUGGAUAAUCCGCUGACGUCAAUUGAACAGGCAUCAUCCUGUAGUCCACACCUAUAUUUUAUGUGUGACUGCCAUCUACUGGUCACACUUACCGUUGCGCCAUGUACCAAAUAAAAUAGUUUCAAGGUCGGUAAGCACAACCAGAAUUAAGGCGCAAUGUCGAUUUUUGAGAAAAUGAAAGGAUUUUAAGUGCGCCUUAUAGUCAGAAAAAAAAAUAUGGUACUGUACAGCGUUUGAGUGUGUUUGUGUCCGUGUACUUAUGUUGUUGGGGUUAUGCUCGUGUGUCUACUUGCUGCAAUGGAUGCACAUUUGUGGUACUCUUCAAAUUAAUAUUCUCAGUAUCUUUGUAUUUUGUACUGUUUCUUGUAUUAUAGAAUUGAAUGUGAGGCUAAUUUAAAGGGCAACUGCAGAUUUUGGGGAAUUUUGCCUCUUGUUCACAAUCAUUAUGAAAGCCAUGAUGAUGGACGUUAUUUCUGUUGCAUUCUAAAUAUUAUAUAAAUGCGAUCAAAAGUUUGCUUACAAAGGAGCCUAUGGGAGCCGUGCAAUUCCGCAUACAAAGCCUUUAAAAAUAAAUCCAAAUACCUUCAAUAAGGUUUUAUAUACAUGAUGUAAGUAUAUAUGUAAUGUAACAGGCACAUUUUUUAUUAACAUUUAAUAUUUGCGUAUUUUGAUCAUUUUAAGCAUAUGCGGCGCAUCCAUUUUAAAAAACGCAUCACAUUUUCUUUUUGUUUUCUUCAUCACUGAUUAUUACUCACUGCAGACUAUGAGAGCCAACAAGCAUAAUAAAACAUCACUUACUGUGCAAAGUCUGCUGUCAUUAGGAUGCUGACUGCUAGGAUGUUCAUAUACUCCCAUUUAGGUGACGAUCGUUACAUAAUUCUCGCAAAGAAACAGGGUUGCGGGAUGAUGGGGACCAAGCGUCUUUUCUUGUCGUAUUGGACAUUUUCGGGUCCUGAAUGGCUGUCAAAGUGUACCAACUUGUCGGAAUACCUACUCAGACUUCUUCUGUGCAGGUGAGAUGCAUGAUUUAUGAUUUACAAUAAACUUACAGGGAGCAAAGAAGCAAGGAAGUAGCACUUGAUGAUGUAAACGUAGGCACAUACAGUAGUGAUCAUGUCUUCGCAAUAAAUAGUUUGUCUGCGUUAGCGCUUAUAAUAACAAUGUCACUAAUACUUGGUUAAUAUGCAUAUCAUAAAAUGAAAGUGGAGUAUUGUUGGCUAUUUUUCAAUGAUUAUUUAUUGGCAAAAUAGUGGAGCUCCCAUUUAUGUGUAUAAAUACAUAUAAAUAAAUAUAUAUAAAUCGGUAUAGCUUGGUUGGUAGAGUGGCCAUGCCAGCAACCUGAGGGUUCCAGGUUCGAUCCCCGCUCCAUCAUCCGAGUCACUACCGUUUUGUCCUUGGGCAAGACACUUUACCCACCUGCUCCCAGUGCCACCCACACUGGUUUAAAUGUAACUUAGAUAUAUUUUCACAAUGUAAAGCGCUUUGAGUCACUUGAGAAAAGCGCUAUAUAAAAAUAAUUCACUUUACUUAUUUACGUUUCUUUGAUAUUUAGAAUGCAUUUAAAAAAAUAUAUAUAUAUAUAUACAUACAUAUAUAUAUCCAUUUUCAUGUCUUUCAUAAUGAUUGUGAACGACAGCCAAAGAAGUGCAGUUUACCUUUAAAAGCGUCUCCAACGUAUUGAACCAUGACGACCAUAAAGCCGUGCUGUGUUGCUGGGCCACGCUUGCUGUAUGUCAAAUGCGUUGUGGUUUUAAAAGUGACCUAAGCCAAAUGAGAAAACAAUGUAAUGAAAUGUUUGUGUGUUCAAGUCAUUAUUGAACUAACCCAUGCAAACGGGGUUGGUUUCUCUCCAUGUUUUAUACAAUAAGCUUCUCCUUUUCAUCAAAUGCGAAUGUAUAUGCAAAUAUACUUUGAGUGUAAUUAUGUUGGAAUCCUGACAUUUUACAAGGACUUGAACUACAAUGAAAUGUGUGUACCGGACACCACAUCUGUGAGAUUUAACAUGUGUACAUAGUAUAGCUGAAAAGCUAACACAAGCUUUAAAGCAGCAUUGUCAUGCCAUCAUUUUUCGUAACUUACAGUUAUGUUCUGUGGAAUUGUGUACACUUCGAUGAAAGCCCUUACAAAAGGGAGUUUUCAUUAUAGGGGAGAAGGUCAUACAUUUUGUAACGUGCUGCACAGUCCUUUCAAGAGAAAAAAAAACAAAACACCAUAGUCAAGGACCUCUUUUUCCAUUAAUUUUUUUUUCUCUUUAACUUUGAAGAAAAAUGUUCGGUAACACUUAACUAUGGGGAACAUAUUCACCAUUAAUUAGUUGCUUAUUAACAUGCAAAUUGGUAACAUAUUGGCUCGUAAUUAGUCAUUAUUAAGUAAUCAUUGAUGCCUUAUUCUGCAUGACCCUAACCCUCUAACCCUAAUACAGUAACUCUAAAUUAAGUCUUUGUUACAUACAAUAUGUUCCCCUUUAGCAUGAGUGUCAAACUCUGGCCCGCGGGCCAAAUCUGUAAUUUAAUUUGGCCCUUGAGGCAAUAUCAAUUCAGCAUUGGAGCUGGCCCGCCGGUGUUAUACAGCGUCGGUGCCGCUGUAACACCGCAUUCACCGCUAAUACUCAUACUUGCCAACCCUCCUAAUUUUCCCGGUAGACUCCCGAAGUUCAGUGCCCCUUCCGAAAAUCUCCCGGGGCAACCAUUCUCCCGAAUUUCUACCGAUUUCCACCUGGACAACUAUAUUGGGGGCGUGCAUUUAAGGCACUGCCUUUAGCGUUCUCUACAACCUGUCGUCACGUCCGCUUUUCCUCCAUACUAACAGCGUGUCACAUAAUAUUUGUGGCUUUUACACACACACACACGCACAAGUGAAUGCAAGGCAUACUUGGUCAACAGCCAUACAGGUCACACUGAGGGUGGCCGUAUAACCAACUUUAACACUGUUACAAAUAUGCGCCACACUGUGAACCCACACUAAACAAGAAUGACAAACACAUUUCGGGUGAACAUUCGCACCGUAACACAACAGAACAAAUACCCAGACCCCCUUGCAGCACUAAAUCUUCCAGGAAACUUCCAACAAACUGACAAAUAUUUAACGUUUUAUUCAUGCAUUUUCUCUUGCUACUUCAAGGCUUGAAUGUUUGGUUCAUUCAUUAUUGUUAUUUUAUUUUCAAAUUUAUUAUUAGCCUGUGGAAAAUGUUUUAUAUUUACCUCAGAAGAUUUUAAAUAGAAAAAAAGGCAUAACAUUUUUAUUUAAAUUUUAUUUGAUAUGCCAUUGAUAUUUUUUAAAUUAUUAUUAUUAUUAUUUGAAACUGGAUUUUGCAUGUCACUAAAGUUGUAUAAGCUUUGCUUGUUCAAUAUUUAAUGCAAAACUUGUUUGGGUGCCUAUUAAAAGGUUAAUUUGUUCAA